This is a messenger RNA of Diatraea saccharalis (sugarcane borer), 504 nucleotides long. The record is from the annotation of a GenBank genome assembly. Lineage: Eukaryota; Metazoa; Arthropoda; Insecta; Lepidoptera; Crambidae.
AUGAAGCUAGAUUCUAAUAACAAAAUGAUAAACAACGAAAGUGGUGCAGACACCCCAGAAGAAGUAGUUGAUCCACGUCAAAACGCCGAAGAUAUCAUUGACGAGAUUCUUGCAGAGUUUACAGAUUCAUUAUCUCCAGAUACCACAAGAAAUGGAAACACUGUUCCCGAAAAUCUUUUUUCCAUGAUACAGCCACCAAGGACGCGAACGCCUGCGAAUUCAUUUUCCGAAAAUGCUACUAUUGAAGAUAUAGAUCCCUCAUCUGACCUAGGGACGUCGAUUCGAAACAAAUGCUUAGAAUUAGAAGAAAUUCUUCAAAGCUUAAAAUCACGCCUGAAUCAUGUCGUAUUAGAUGAGAACAUUGUUCUUAGUCCUGAAGCAAAUUCAAUGGAAGCUCAAUUAGAGCAUGAUUUAGAUACAGACUGCCAAGAAGAUAUUUCAUUACAAGAGUUCUUAGAACUUCUACAUUCACAAAAUAAAAUCCCACAAAGUGGUGUGCAAUGA